CACAAAUGAAGCGACUGUAUUUGUAAUAUCAUUAUCAUGUGCUAUCAUCGUCAACGACUACAAAUCUCACACUGACAUAUGUUAAUAAGUGUCGAGGGAGGCGACCUAUGGCACUCAGUGUUUUACAGAGAGCCUUCCUUCAGACAUCAAUCAGGCGGAUAUACGCAAAUGCAGGACUAUUACUACUCGCCUUCCUGCUGUCGACGUCCAUUCAAGGCACAUCGUAACCUUGUCAGACCACACCAGAUGGCAAAUGAUCGGUGCAAGUAUCCGACCUGACUCUCGCCGCUAGCAGUUCAGCAACGUCUGUCCCGCCACGCUCUCUUAUCCGAUCUUCUCCAAAAAAGGAUGAGUGAUGUAGCCUCCCAAGCUGUAUCCGCCAGGCCACUGCAUCACCUUUAUAUAUCACCCAGUCAUGAAUGUGUAAGAAGCGUAGAGGACAAAAUUCUGCAUGAUUAUUCCCAUCCAUCAAUAUUAAUCUCUCACAUACAUCUCAAUCCAACUUCCAGGUAUACCACCAUGUCUUCCACAUUGGUACCCUCUCCACCUUCAGAACAAGCCCUCCGUACCAUUCUUCCUCUCCCUUCUCCACAAGACGGAAUCUACAGUGAACCGCGUAUCCCUCUUGAAGUCAAUGUUGUACCUAUCACUUGGUCAUCAGAUGGGAAACAUUAUCCGGCCCCAUCAUUGACCGAGAAUCGUACCUUGUUGACAAUAAUCAGUAACAGCAGACAAUACACUUCUGCGUUUGGCAAAGAAUACUGCAGGCAUGCCAAAGAUAUUGUACUCCUUAUGUUCGCCUCUUUUCACCCCUGCUUCGGCCGGAUAAUCACUUCAACUGAAUUUGCAUACUAUCACCUCCAAUUCCUUCACCAGCAACCCAAUAUGGCCAGAUUGUUGUCAGAAAUUCUGGAUGCUGUAGUGUAUAACAUCACGCUGGUGACGUUCAAACUGGACGAAAUCAUCGCUUGCGUCAAAUGGCAGCCUUCAGUCGUGCGAGAAAUGGACUACCACGCCGGAUUGGAAGGACUUCACAUAGAGAACAAUGACGACGAGAAAGAAAAAAACUCAGCAUCCAAACAAGGAACAUUGCACGCAUUCAACCCAGACCAUGGGUGGUCUGGCUGCAUUCGUGUACCUUCUAGCGCAACACAACCCAUUCAACUUUUCAGGCUCAAGACCGCUAGUGAACUUGCCAAAGGGCUCAAGCAUGGAGACUCGGAUGCUUUGAUAGAAGUAAAAGAUUGGAUCCUAACUUUAACAGAGGAAACUGAGGAAUUUGAGUGUUCUUACAGACUCCGGUCCGUAGAGACAGAAGGGAAGAGCAAGAGUAGGCAAAAGGGAAAACACAGUCUUUUGGCAUAUUCUGGCAACUCGAAUGACUCGAAUGACUCGGAUGAUUCGGAUGAUGUGGAUACCGGCCGAAAAAAAAGGUGUCGAUCGUCAACCAUAAGGGAUGGACAGAGGAAUAUUCACAUCAUCGAACCUAGGAAAACGGGUAGAAUUGACAAAAGCAAGGCUGGACAGGAAGCUGAAAGCUAUAGUGACGAAGCAGAUGCCGAAGAUGAAGAUGACCAUGUCGGCUCGGGAAUGGACUCGCCGAUAGACAUCGACAUGACUCUUGAAUCUGGUACCGAAGAUAGCGACCCGGCAAGUGACAUUGACGUCUACCAACCCACUACAGAAGACGAAGAUAGUGAGGGUGAGGAUGAGGAGGAUGAUGAGGAUGAAGAUGAAUAUGUACCUGCAUCUCGCGGCCGUGGCCGAUCGUCCGCUCGUGCGUCAAGCAGCAAGCUUCCUUAUCGUAAGCAAGCCAAGAAGCACAUACAGGUUAGACGAAGGACUUCAAAGGCUUCAUCUUCCUUCAAUUCUGACCCAAAUGCCAAGCCGAGGUUUAGCAACACGCAUGUCACUCACGCUUCGCCCAUUAACCGCGCGAGACAUGCUUGUGACGAGUGCCGCAGGAGAAGAGUCAAGUGCGAUGAAACUCAGCCAGCUUGUACCAGGUGCUGGCGUCUAAAUAAGAACUGCGUAUGGGGUAAACCACCGCAAUACGGCAAGAUGGGGAAAAAAUCAAAUUGAGCAGAACGUAUGGA
Cryptococcus deneoformans JEC21 is the source of this 2096-nucleotide messenger RNA. RefSeq lists its product as hypothetical. Gene Ontology annotation, molecular function: DNA-binding transcription factor activity, RNA polymerase II-specific; zinc ion binding. Gene Ontology annotation, biological process: regulation of DNA-templated transcription. The transcript is spliced from 3 exons. The coding region runs from base 349 to 2082 and encodes 577 amino acids. The record is from RefSeq and is a predicted model, not a curated record. NCBI's taxonomy places the organism in Eukaryota, Fungi, Basidiomycota, Tremellomycetes, Tremellales, Cryptococcaceae.